Molecule: messenger RNA, 1734 nt
Organism: Anopheles marshallii
Lineage: Eukaryota; Metazoa; Arthropoda; Insecta; Diptera; Culicidae
Product: choline/ethanolamine kinase
Exons: 8
Coding region: 1-1734 (577 amino acids)
Biological process (GO): CDP-choline pathway; phosphatidylethanolamine biosynthetic process
Cellular component (GO): cytoplasm
Molecular function (GO): choline kinase activity; ethanolamine kinase activity
Source: RefSeq, a predicted model, not a curated record
AUGAAUAACCUCGUUGCGAAGAAACGUCCCGAACCGGUAGCGGAUUCAUUGAAGCAGUUGCUGAAGGCCAACUCCAUUACCGAGAUGCGGGACAUUGCGGCUCGGAUCUGUCGCGAUUAUCUGACCGGUGCGUGGAAAACCAUAUCCGCCGAUGAACUGCAGCUGAAGCGAAUUAGCGGCGGGCUUUCUAACUUCCUGUACUACGUCAGCUUGCCGGAGCAUCAUUAUUACAACAACAAUAACAAUGGUGGUACGAAAUCGAACCCUGGUUCGCGCAGAGGGUCCUUCGCCACGGAGCGCACCGUCACGAAGACGUCAAACAGCAGCAGCAAGGCAAGGAAUGGAAGUAAGCGAGCCCGAAAGGAUAGCUGCGCUGGUAUGCUAGAACCGAAAGAGGUGCUGCUAAGAAUAUACGGCCAGACCCAUGGUGAACAUGCGCUGGAAACGAUGCUUACCGAAUCGGUUGUAUUUACGCUGCUAAGUGAACGCAAACUGGGCCCAAAGCUGCACGGUAUCUUUCCCGGUGGGCGCAUCGAGCAGUACAUUCCGGCACGGGCACUGCUGACGGCCGAACUGAGCGACACGAAAAUUUCGCUCAAAGUGGCAGAAAAGAUGGCUGCCAUUCACAGCAUGGACAUACCGGUUUCGAAGGAACCGGACUGGAUCUGGAACACGAUGAACCGCUGGCUGAAGGGUGUUGCGGGUACGCUGAAAACGAUGGAACGCGAUCGUGCGAACGGCAAUGUGAAGGGCGGCAACGGGGACCAAUCUGGCGGGACAGAGGAGGAGGACGAACGCAUCCUCACUGAGAUGGAUUUGGCGGGUGAGGUUGAGUGGUUACGAUCGGUGGUUGAGAGCGAAGAUUUUCCGGUCGUAUUUUGUCACAACGAUUUGCAGGAAGGUAACAUACUGCUGCGGCAGGAUUAUCCGACGAUGCAUGACAAUUCCUAUCGCGAAUGCUCAACGUUGGAUAACUUUGACGAAUCAACUCAGCUCGAUUCGCAUUUCAGUAGUAUCUUGAUAUCGAAUGGAGUGGUAUCUAGCAAUGAAUCGAUUAAUCCUUCGGAUGCAAGCAACAUCAAUCUGAACCGAAUUUCAAGGAAACGUUCGUUGGAUCACGAUUCAAUGGAGAACGAUCUGGACAAUACGCGCGACUCCGUGCUGAGUGGUAAUUCGCAGGCCCUCUCGGAUGCAAACUCCGCAACGGACGGCGAACCGGAACUGAUGAUCAUUGACUUUGAGUACUGUGCCUACAACUAUCGCGGUUUCGAUUUAGCCAACCACUUCCUCGAGUAUACGUUCGAUUACACCAAUGCGCAGGCACCGUACUUCUACCACAAGCUGGACCAGUACCCUUCCGUCGAACAGCAGGAGAAAUUUAUCGUGCAGUACCUGAGCCACCUAGCGCCACCGAUGGAUGAUGAGCUGGAGGAGAUUGGCGAUCGUGACGAUCCUGCGGAGGACGAAGGACGCCCCAAAGUGAGUUCGAUGGGAGGCAGUGAAAUUGACGAGAUUGAGCAAGUGCGUCGGGAAGUGCAGUGCUUUACAAUGGCUUCGCAUCUGUUCUGGAGCCUGUGGGCAAUUGUGAACGUAUACCAGGAGAUAGAGUUUGGCUACAUGGAGUACGCAAUUUGCCGUCUAAAGCAGUACCAGCAAGCGAAACAAAGCUACAUUGAAUCGGCACACAUCGGCAGCCCCGGAGAGCAAACUCCACCGGUGGAUCCAGAAAAAUGA